AUGGUCGAGGCCAGCUCAACGGCGGACCGCUUAGCGGAACAAAACCGUCUCCUAGAUCUGAAGAGGUACUUGAGAGAACUUGCGGGGACACACGCCCUUCCCAGUAUACUCACAGAGCACUUGUCCGACAAAGAUGACUCCGAGACGACGUUCAAGACGACCGACUUGCUCGUCAAAGACUUUGUCGCGAGGUUGUCUGGGGAAUUUUCCUCCAAAGACAAGAGUCUGCGCGAAACGAGACUCCAGCUCGAGACAACGAGAUCAGCACAAGCGAAUUUCGAGAAGGAGAAGAAGGCCUUGGAAGAUGUCAUCCAGGAGAAAGACGCCAGAAUGGGAGAGCUCUCUUCCGCCGAGCAAGCCAGACAAGCGUGCGAGUCCAGAUAUCAGGAUCUUGAGGAACGGCUCACUAGCCUCACCGCUGAGCGCGAUGCGGCAACUUCGGAACUGCGAGAGACUCAAACGAAGCUUCGGGCGGCGGUCAGCGAGUACAACGAGAAAGAAAUCGCAAUGCAGCAGCUCGGCUAUGCUUUGGAAGAGGCUCAGAGGCGCAACCAGCAGAUCGCCCCUCCUGUCGACACGAAAGCCAUGAAGCUCACGAUAUCCGACCUACACGAGGAGUUGAAAGGCGUAAAGGCCGACAAGGCGAACCUCGAGAGGCAGUAUGAGAGAGCAACGGAGGCCCACAAGCAGAAGGAUGACGAGAGAUCAAAGCAGUUGGAACACCAAGACGUGUUUGUGAAGAAUUUGCAAGACAAGAACGAAAAAUACGAGGAAAUGGUCCAGCGUCUCCGACACGAGAAGGACGAGCAGCUGAGGAAAGCCGCGAGGGCCGAGGCGGAGCGGGCGCCCACCACUUUUAGGGUCGACAACGAGAUCCUGACGCUGGAGGAGUACGAGAAGCGUCUCGACAACGCGAGGGGCGACAUUGCAGACCUGCAAGAACGGCUGGAUCAGGCGGAGAAUGACCGCGAGACGGUGAUCCAGGAGGAACUCACAGUGGACGAUGUUCGGAGCAUGUUCAAGGAUGCUAUUGUCCCCAUCUACAGCGUGGCCGCGGAGGAACAAGCUUUCAAUCUCUUCAGCAUCUGGAACGACGAAGAAGGCGGCCUCAUGUCCCUGGUGGGCAAAGAUGGCUAUCACGAAUAUCUCCGCGUGGCUGUAGAGCCAGACCGUCUGCCAUCCGAAGCGUCAUCUCCUGGGCUCGUUGGGGAGAGGCUCAACACGAUAGACCUCGACUCCCAGGGGUCGGAGCCGGCGAGCCCACCAGCAGCAGGACAAAGCCUCAAGAAUGAACUCGAGGAUUGCAGCAGGGAGUCUUCCUUGGCCCCCGAAGAUAUCCGGACGGGCGAGGGAGACAUUUCCGCCAAACUCCGCGAGGAGCUGGCCGAAACCCAAGAUCAGCGCGCGAAGGCGCGCGAGAGAAUUGAGGAGUUGGAGAGCGAGACGAAGAAGCAACAGAGCGAUAUUGACAGGCUUCAAGGGGAGAUCCGGAAAAUGGAGGAGACAACCGUCAGCACCGAAGACUUGAGCAAAGAAACUGAGGCGCUGGAGAAGAAGGGUCGAGAGCUGGCCGGGUGCGAAGCCCAGCGCGUGAAAGCAUACGAGAGAAUCGAGGAACUCGAAAACGAAGCGAAGAAGCAAAAAAAUGAGAUCGACAGGCUUCAAAGCCAGAUCCAUCCACUGGAAAAGAUCGCCUCGAGCAACGGAGAAUUGAGCAAGGAGGCUGAGGCGUUGAAGAAAAGGGUUCAUGAGCUGGCUGGGUGCGAAGCCCAGAACACGAAGGCGCGCGAGAGAAUCGAGGAACUGGAGAACGAGGCGAAGAAGACACAGAACGAGAUCGGCAGGCUCCAAUAUGGGAUCCGGAAACUAGAAGAGACAGUCGCGAGCACCGGAGACUUGGGCAAGGAAGCCGUGGCGUUGAGGAAGAGGGUUCAAGAGUUGGAACAGUACAUCGCCGAUCACGAAGAAACCGCCAAAACCGACAAGCAGCAGCUUGAGGGGGCAUCGGCGAUCGAAAUGCGAAACAAACAAGCCGAGCUUGACGAGUGCCGGGCUCGCCGAGAGCAGACGGACAAGGAGAUCGAGGAGCUGAAGGCCGAGGCAAAGCGGCGCGAGAAGGAGCUCAAGAAGCUCAAAGACAAGUUCGCGCUCCAGCAAAGGAUGGACGAGAUUCUCAAGAGGCAAAUCGACGCAGCCCAGUCAAAGGCUAGCAGAGCGGAGGCGAAAGCCCAAUGGACCGAUGCUCGCAUCCUGCUGCAGCACCAAAGCGCAGAUGGGGAGGACGCCAACUCCAGCUCGAUCGAAGACAACCCGGAUCAGCAUCUGGAGCUUCUGACGAACUUGUUCAACCGCGUCAACGAUGCCGAAGUUCAGCUGGGCGAAAGCCACCAACAGGUGGAGAGCAUACAGAUCAUAGUUUCUGCUCUCCGGGUGAGGAUCGAAGAGCUCGAGGCGCAACAGGGCCGGCUCCUGCAGGAAAAGGAGCAGCUCCAAGAUGAUCUCAAGGUCUGCGCAGAUUCGGGGCAGGUUAUCGGGGAAGAGAACAUCGCCUUGAGAGAGGAGCUUCGCAGGAAGGAGGAAAAGCUCCAGGAGAAGGAGGUGGAUAUUGAAGAGAUGAGUGCGGACAUUCGAAAGCUGAAGGAGGAGCUCAAAGAGAUGGAGGAGGAACUCAAGGAGAAGCAGAAGGCGCUUGAUGACUGCCACGCUCAUGGCAAGGCACUCAUGGAGCAAGUUGCAGAGUUGGAAAGGCUCCAGGGCGAUGGAACUCAGGAUGACGAGAGCGAGGACGACGAUGACAACGACAACGACAACGACCACGACCACGACGAAAGCCAGAAAAAGAUAACGAGCCUCGAGGAGAAAAUCGCCGAACUGGAGACGAAGGUGAAGGCCGAAGCGUUCAAAGCCCAAAACGAAGCGGCGAGACGCCGUGACGUGGAAGAGAACGGAGUCUGGAAGGGCACCAGCGGCGUUGCAUUAGCGACCAAGCAGACCGAGCUGGACAACUUCAAGAUGGGGCACGACAACAUCGUGAUGAUGUACAAGAAGGAUAUCAAAGCUCUGAAUAAAUCUCUUAGUGAGAACGAGGCCGAGCUAGAACGAACAAAGCUCGAGCAGCAGCAGGCUGUGGACGAGCUCAAGGCCAGGCUCGAGGCCUCGGAAGCGGAGAGUCGCGAUCACGCCGCCCGCUUGGAGAAUACCAAGCUGGAACACCAGAAGGCCACGGAUGAACUCAGGAACAGGCUCAAGGCCGCGGAAGGGAAGAAGUGCAAUCAUGUCGACACCGAUCUGGAAGAGGUUAAGCGCGGGCAUCAACUGAUCGUGGACGAUCUCCAGGCCAAGCUCGAGGCAUCGGAAGGGAAGAGUCGCGAGAAUGACGCCAACUCGGAGAGGAUCAAGAUCGAACACGAACAGGCCAUCAAAGAACUCGAGGCCAGGCUUGCAGUCUCAAACGGGAAGAGGUGCAAUCAUGUCGAUACCGAUCUGGAACAGGUCAAGCGCGAGCAUCAACAGGCCAUGGAUGGCCUUCAGUCCAGACUUGAGGCUGCGGAGAAGGACAGCCUCACAAACCACGCCGAACUGGAGAGGAUCAGAGCCGAGCGCCAACAAACUGUGGAAGGUCUUGAGUCUAGACUUGAGGCUGCAGAGAACACUCGCCGAAGCCACGAUGCCGAGGUGGAAAAGAUCAAGCUCGAGCAUCAACAGUCCGAGAGCGACCUUCAGUCCAAACUCGAGGCGGAGAAGAAUAACAGCCGCACAAAAGACGAUGAGCUGGAAAGGGCCAAGGUCAAACACAAACUCGCCAUGGACGAACUUGAGGCCAGACUCAAGGCCGCGGAUGCAAGGAAUCAAGGCCGUGACGAUUCCGCACUGUAUGAGAUCAAGCUCGAGCACCAAAGAGCUUUGGACGAUCUCGAGUCCAGACAUGAGGCUACGGAGAACAGCAGUCGCAUAGACCAUGACACCGAGUUGGAAAGGAUCAAGACUGAGCACCAGAAAGCCAUGGACGAACUCAAGGCCAAACUCUCGGCUCUCGAGGAUGUGCGAGACGCUCUCAAAGACCCCUGCAAGGACGCCCAGUCAACCGCGGACACAACUCCCACAGAUGCGGCGACGCAGAAGGAAGAGACGGCGAUGCCGACCAACGUUUACCAGUUCAGACCGAGACCGAGAGGAGCGCACUUGGACGCAACGAACAUGGUGCCCUUCAGCACGCGUCCACCUCAGAGAAUGAUCGAUACGGCACUCCUUUCACAGCGGAGAGAGCUGAUGAUGCUCGAGACACUGCAUAGACGUCUUUACGAACAGUUAUUGAGUUCAGGUGCUCCCAAGACAUCCGAAGCCGGGACGGCGGCCCCUCCCGAGACGUCGCCGGCGAGCGCGUCCGAUGACUUGGCGCAGCUGUCUGCCUCGCCGGAUCAGAAGCUCGACACCUCCGGAUCCGAUACCGACAAUCAGCACGCCAUCAGGUUGAAGAACAUCAAGCAAUCCUGUGAGGCGUUUGCAGAGAAAAUCCGGGAGAACGAAGAAUACACGAAGCGCAACGAUGUGAGAUCCACACUCCACAAAGAAAUUCUGGCUCUCAGACAGAGGCUCAGGGACGUCGAGGCCAAGCAAGGCGACGGGGCCAUGGACGAUGUCGACCAGCAGCAGCAGGGAGCGGAUGACAUCGGCGCCAAGGACACGGACAAGCCCGGGAACGAGCACCGAGAGGAGCACGACGGCGCGAGCGAGGACGAGUCGGACGACGACGACCAGGACCCCGGCGACGACACCGUCGCAAUCCUCAAGAGGAUCGCCAAACUGGAACGCAAGAUCGACAAGACGCGGAAGGAUGAGCACGGCCAAGAAGAAGCCGUCCUCGAUCUAAUCGAACGUAUGGGCCAAGGACCUCGACAUUUACACGGGCUCGGCGGCCACCCCUGUGAGCCGUUCUGCAAAAGGAACAGCAUAAUCAAGAAGAAAACGGUUAUGGCUCAAGCAAGCACCAUUUGGAGGCGCCCGGUGCCCCCCCGCCCAAGCGAAUCGGACGAAGACGACGAAGACUACGAGAGCAGCUCGGACGGAGACUCCCACGGGGACGGCGAGCGCGCGCGUCUCAGCCUCGGAGAACAAGAGGCGCUUGUACGCAGCAUCCAGGCCCAGCUGGUCAAGUUCUUCUCGUUCGCGGAGGCCUGCGACGAAGCCUUGGACGACAUCUACCGCGCCGACGAAGACCUGAUGGCCAUCCCCGACCCCGUGCCCGGAGGCCAGGUCCGCAGUCGGAGCCGCGACCGGAGGGCCAUGACCCCCGCGGAACGAGCGGCGAGAGAGGUGGAAGACCGCAACGCCCUGCUCCGCGCGAACGCGUACGACGACCCCGCCAGCGACGCGUCCUCCAUCGCGUCCGACGACGACCUCUACAGCGUCGACGGCGACCCCAACCGCGCCCUGAAGUCCUUCAUCCCGUACACCGUCUUCAACGUCCUGAAGAGCUGGAAGACCGGGACGGAGGGCCUCCUCGAAGGGGCGGACAGGAUCCAGUCCGACGUCGAGGCCCUCAUACACGCGGGCUACAACUUGGGGAGGUACCAGAGCCUGAAGCGCAGGAUACGGCGCCUCAGGAAGAUCGUCGCCGACGCCGCCGCGACGAACGCGCACCUCCGGGCGCAGUUGUCCGAGGGCAUCGCCGCCAGCACGGACGACGACCUCCGAGAGAAGGUGCGGGACCUCAGGCACCAGAACAACACCCUGCGAGAGCAGCUUCGGGUCACCGAGCAGUCAGGGGAGAUUGGAGGAGCGGGAGACAAGCGUCUAGGGCAGCUUCGAAAAGAACUCAUGCAGGAGAAAGCACUGGUCAACGUCGAGCAGACCAGGUACAAUUGGUUGGCCGAGGAGAAGGACGAGCUGGAGGUCAUCAUCGAGAAGCGGGACGAGACCAUCAGGAAACUGGAGGCUUCCCAGGCAAAGGCCAUCCAGGACGGCCUGGACAGGGAGAUGCGCGAGACGCUGUUCGACAACGACGAGCUCAAGAAGGAAGUGGACCAGCUGAAGAGGGAGGUCGGGGGGCUGAAGCAGAGGCUCAGGGACGAAUUCAUGAACAAGACCGUCCAGGUCGAGACCGCCCAGGCCGUCGUCCAGGGGAUGAAAAAGCGGCUCGGCGACGCCCAGAGGCGAUCGGACGUGGCGGAGGACAAGCGCUCCACGCUGAUGACGGACAUUUCACGGGCGCUUGACAUUGACGGGGAGAACGACAGGACGCGGCUGGACAAGACGAGACGACGACUUUCCAACAUCCUCUGUCGGGUGGAGGAGGCGGACGAGGACACCGGGGAGGACAAGCACGAGGGGGACGAGGGGGACAACAAAGCCGUGGACGAUUACAAACCAGUUUCGCGGCGAGAGCGCGAGCUGGUCCGGGAGAUCCUGGACGAAAGGAAGAAGAGGGCGGAGCACCUCGCCGAGGAGAGGAAGCGGUACGAGGGGCGCCUCGGCGAACGGCACGCCGAGUACGAGAAGCAGGUCGAGGACUGGAAGGCCAUGCACGACGCGGCCGAGAAGGCUCGGGGGCUGGCCGAGAGGAACCUGAUGGACACCCUCGACCAGAUGGAAAUCCUGCAGAAAAAGGCCGACUGGCAGGAGGGGAUGCUCACGUCGCUGGACAAGCGGCUCCAGGAGCAGUGCACCAUCACCCAGCAGUUGACCGAGGAGCUGGACGGGACGAACAACCCGGACGGCGAAGACGGCGAGGACGGCCUCGAAGGGGACGAAACGGCGGGCGACCACGAGGUGGGCGGCGUCGAAGUGGGCGGCGGGACCAGCGCCGGGGGCCAAGGCCGCGGACGAACGCCUGGGGAGGAGGGGCCCCGAACGCCUCGCCAGCCACACGAGCAGCCGGGCGGCGCCGCCGGCGGUGAUCCCGGCGACGACGACGACGACGACGACGACGACGAUUCUAGCGACGACUCCAGCGACGGCGAUAGUGACGACAACAACGAGAACAACAACAACAACCCAGCCAGAACCCCGCGCGACAGGUCACGGUGCGCCUGCCCCUGCGUCGGGCUCUGCAACGACCCGACGAACCCCAUUUUCGACGGCCUCCCCGCCGACGCCAAAGACGUCGUCCGGGACCUCGGCAGGGUCUACAAAUCGUACCGCGCGUGCUGCGGGACGAAACGCGGCGCGGCGGCGGUGCCCGGGGACGACGGGCGUCUCCUCUGGCGGCUGAUGGGCAUCAUGCGGGCCGACGCGGACGUCCGGGAACAGAUCCGCAACGCGGACCGGGGCUACGCGCCGCGCCUCCUCCUGGCGUUCCGGAGGUGCCUGUGGGCCCGCCUCCUCUCGUGGGCGCAGGCGGUCGCGACGGUCGUCGGCGGGCUGCUCCACUGCGCGGCGUCCGUGCUGCCGGACGGGCGAUGGAAGCCGCGGAGGCCCGGGGCGCUGCCGCCGCAGCGGGCGGCGAUCGUGGCCCAGGACGUGCUGAUGCUGUGCGUGCUCUACCAGGCGUGGCGCGUGGUGAAGGUGUCCAGGGCGGCGCGGGAGGUCUGGGAGAUGGCCAACCGGUACACGCGGGCGUACUUUGUCGAGCGCGGGCUGCACCCGGAGAGGUCCAGGUGGUUCGGGCUCGACGGCGUGGACAUGAGGCUGCUGGGGACGUCGGACGACCCUGUGAUGGUUCCGCUCAGCACCGCCGUCGGCGACGGGAUGGGGAGUUGA
Molecule: messenger RNA, 7698 nt
Organism: Colletotrichum higginsianum IMI 349063
Lineage: Eukaryota; Fungi; Ascomycota; Sordariomycetes; Glomerellales; Glomerellaceae
Exons: 2
Coding region: 1-7698 (2565 amino acids)
Source: RefSeq, a predicted model, not a curated record